Parastagonospora nodorum SN15 is the source of this 492-nucleotide messenger RNA. RefSeq lists its product as hypothetical. The record is from RefSeq and is a predicted model, not a curated record. The transcript is spliced from 2 exons. Lineage: Eukaryota; Fungi; Ascomycota; Dothideomycetes; Pleosporales; Phaeosphaeriaceae. The coding region runs from base 1 to 492 and encodes 163 amino acids.
AUGGUCAGGGACGCGGUGAACGCUGCAAAGGCUGUGCUCUUACUCACCACAAGUGGACAGCUCUUUGUGGACAGUCUGCACCUCCAGCUCGAACCCCAGAACUACGCUCACGACUUUGUACUGAGAGUAGCCGAGGAUCAGAAAUGGCCAGCGAACAUUUUCAGAGAGUUGUCUAGCUUCUUCCUAGCUUACCCGCGGUGCAUGCUGAAAAUCUAUCACCCGAACUUAGCAUCGACCAAGCCCUCAUCUCUACUGUUCACGGCGCUUCUUGUCAAGUACGGCUCACGCAACGAUAUGACAUUCUUGCCAAAGAUCACCAACGACUUGGUAUUCCAACAAAGCAUCCUAAAUGCUUUACCAGAACAAGUCAAGAACGAGUUUAUUACGCCGAUGCCGAAGAAUAUCGUCAUCUUUCCGCAUUCGACACAUUGGAUGAGGCCGCAUUCCGCCAUUCGUGCAACAAUCACGGGGUCAUUCGUAGAAUCCUACUGA